GAACGAGAUGAGCACGCCUUCGCCGUGAAAAUCCAGCGCGCGCGGCCAUGGAAGCAACGCGUAACGCUGUCGAUUGGCAGUCGGCCGCGACGCGUUGCGUGGCAUGGAGUAUAGUUCAUCUUCUUCAUUCUCAUUUUGACCUAACCAAGCGAAAAAAACAUCCGAAAUUUUGGGAGAUUUCUUGGUAAUAACGUUCAAAAGUGUCGUUCAGUGUCGAGAAAUAUUUUACGGUGUUCAUUUGCGAUUAAAAGAGACGCACAAAAACAGUGUCAAAAACGCAUUUUUUCACAGUGCUCUUUCCUUCAACAACGACUCUUUAACGCGCGUUUAAGAGCAAUCGAAAGGAAAAAAGGAAAGAAAAGAAUAGAGAGAAAAAAAAAAGAACAAGGAAACAUGGUGCUUCCCAAGUGUUACGGAUUUAUUAAGUACGCCCUCGUGUGGGUGAAUCUUGUCUUUUGGGCGGUUGGAUUAGCAGCAGUGGUCCUAGCGAUAUGGAUGUUAACCGAUCAAACCUUUCUCGUGUCCUUGGCACAAGAACAACACAAUUUCAACGCAGGCCUUUAUAUCUUCCUAGCUGCUGGACUCGUUAUGCUCGUGGUAGCCUUUCUUGGAUGUUGCGGAGCCUUCCGUGAAUCUCAAUGUAUGCUCGUAGGCUUUUUCAGUUGUCUAUUGGUUGUAAUAGUCGCGCAAAUUGCUGCUGGAGUUUGGCUCUAUACCAACAGUGAGCGUCUCGCAGAACUCGUCAAAUCAUCCGUAAUCAACACCGUUAAGAACGAGUAUGGAUCCGUCGAAAUUCGUACUCAAACAGUGGACGCCUUUCAAUCGGGUCUUGGAUGUUGCGGAGCUACGGGACCAGCUGAUUGGGCUGGCAGUUUUUAUGCCAAUUCCGAUUCUUCCAUUCCUCUUAGUUUAACCGUUUCAUCGAAGUCGAACAAUGCGUACAAAGUGCCGAAAUCCUGUUGCAAGGAUAAGGACAGUGUAACUUGCGAAGUAGCUCGCAAUCUCAAAAUAGCGGAUAUAGUUAGCCCUGUUAUAUAUAACGAGGGAUGCAUAGACAAAUUGGUAGAAGCGUUGAAGAGUCAAAGUUGUAUUGUGAUCGGCGUUGCGAUAGCCGUCGGAAUCCUUGAACUUCUUGGUUUGAUAUUUGCUUUGAUUUUAUGCUGUGCGAGCGGAUCGUCGGAUAGAUAUAAAGCCUAAAACGAUCUGCGUUCUGUAUUCAAAGUCCUUCUUCGUCCAAUUUUUCCAUAUAAUAUUCGAAUCGCUAUAACCGAUAUCAUUGUUCUACUUUGUGCCAAGAUCGAUCAAUAUUAUUUUAUAUCAUUCUAACUCUCGUAUAAUUCUUAACGUACAAAGAGAACACUCGAAAGAUCAAUCGAAAUAAUGGGUUAUAAGAAAUCUCGAAAUUUAUUUACGAUAAUGCGAAAAAAUCGAUAUCAUUUUAGAUGGCACACGAUAUCGACGAUGUUCGAAUUCGUAUUGCACAAAACUUCUCCGUAUUUAUGGGAAUUACGAUUUUCUUUGUAUUUGUAUUUCAUGUAAUUUUGGAUCUUCUUUUUCUUCUUUUUUUCUUGUAAGAACUUCACUGUUGUAAUUAUUUACAUUUACCUGUUUAAUAACUAAUAUGAGAUUAAGAAUAUAAGUUCGAAACGACUGAAAAUAAUUGAUAAAAUCUCAACUGCACUGAAUCUCCGAAUUUAGUUAGAUUUACGUUAUGUAAUUAUUAACAUCGUAUAUUUUGAUAAAUGCUCGAGAACAUAGAAAUUAUGUAACGUUUAGAGUACCUACGCAUCGUAUGCUUUUUUUUCAGGCCAAAGUCAUACACCAAAAAAAAGAUUGGUAUCGAUUUUAAUAUAUAUUUAUAUAUACAUACACACAUACAUAUAUCAUAUAUACAUACGUACGUACGUGCGAGUAUGUACAAACAUAUAUUUCUCAAAUGAGUAAAUAGACUAUGUGGGGCGUUGCGCAAAUCAAAGACAUUGACAGAUAUUAUUUAUUGUUAAAGUACACACGAAAAAAGUUUAAGCAAGGAUCAUACAUGUACUGCCUUGGUGAUGAACAUGGUACAAAUAUCAAGGAAGUAUUUUGAUUGUCUUAUAGUGUGAAUGUGCGCGCGUGUGUGUGCUUGUGUGCGUGCACGCGAGAGUGAAUGCGUUUCAAAUCAAAAUAUAGACAUAGUGUAACACCCACAAAGUCUAGUCCACAGAGGUUUAAUUGUAAAUUGUUAAUGAUUAUCAAAAAAGAAAAAUAAUUUGCUUUAUUAAUAUACGUAUUUGCGCGUAACUCUUAUCGUUAACACUUUAGUAAUAAUGCUAAAUGUAUUCUGCGCUACUGUAUAUUACAAAAAAAAAAAAAAAAAAGAAACAAGGAAAA
This is a messenger RNA of Vespula vulgaris, 2373 nucleotides long. Its product is annotated as CD9 antigen-like. Bases 394 to 1197 code for a protein of 267 amino acids. Lineage: Eukaryota; Metazoa; Arthropoda; Insecta; Hymenoptera; Vespidae. Gene Ontology annotation, cellular component: membrane. The record is from RefSeq and is a predicted model, not a curated record. The transcript is spliced from 4 exons.